CUCGUUCGUUUUUUUGUAAGGGGUGUGUUCGUGAGCAAAAGCAGAUUGUUUCCCGGGAAGGAAACUCAUGUAAAGUGUGUGAGGGAGAUAAAGAGCGAAGAGAAAACAGCUUCAUGUUACUGUCGCCCUCUGAAAUAACAUUAAUAAUAUAUAAAACAGAACCGGCCUCUCCCCGAGCGGAAUUUAGUAAACUAAAUUUAAGUAAAGGACUAAAACUGAAGAUCUACGGCAUCGAUAUCCACAGCACUUCACUUUGAACAAGUAACAGAGUGUAAUUUGCAGCCUUCCAUCAUGGCAACAAAUAAUGGUUACCCAACUGACCUCCAACCACAGAAAAAUGCAAUUAAUCCCGCCCCUCCUUAUAACCAGGGACCAGUCAUACCAGGCCAAGGUCAAGUGCCUGUGAUGCCAGUUCCACAAAGACCCGCUGGCUGCCCACCAGGACUGGAGUACCUGACCCAGAUUGAUCAACUUCUUGUACAGCAGAAAGUUGAGCUGGCAGAAGUUAUAUUGGGCUGGGAGACCAAUAAUAAGUACACAGUGAAGAACAGUAUGGGGCAACAAGUGUUCUUUGUGGCUGAGGAAAACGACUGCUGUAAUAGACAGUUCUGUGGACCACUGCGGUCAUUCGUCCUCCAUGUUCAGGAUAACAUGGGACAGGAAGUGAUGACACUCACUCGUCCUUUGAAGUGUGGAAGCUGCUGUUUCCCCUGUUGCCUGCAAGAGCUCGAAAUCCAGUCUCCACCGGGCAGCCCGAUUGGAUAUGUGAUCCAGAAUUGGCAUCCUUUCCUUCCCAAGUAUACCAUACUGAAUGAGAAGAAAGAAGCAGUUCUGAAGAUUUUGGGGCCAUUCUGUUCAUGCAGAUGUUGCGCUGAUGUGAACUUUGAUGUUUUGUCCGUGGACGAAUCAACAAAAGUGGGCAGAAUCGCUAAACAAUGGACAGGUAUGGUGAGAGAAGCUUUCACGGAUGCAGACAAUUUUGGUAUCUCCUUUCCUAUGGAUCUGGACGUGAAGAUCAAAGCUGCUCUUUUCGGAGCAUGUUUUCUCAUAGACUUCAUGUUCUUUGAACACAAUAAAUAACUUUAUUUUCUGGAUGUCUUGUUGAAUUUUGAACUUUUGAACUCCUCCUCAUCUCUCAACAUGUUAACCAUGGAUUCAAAUUUGGAUCACUCAGCUAAAUAUUAUGGACAAGUUAUAUUAUACAUAUUACAAUGUACAUAACAUUAUAGAGUAUAUUCCUUUACUACUGUUCUUGAGCCACCACUAGGUGACAGCAAUUCCCUUUACAAUAAUGUUGAGAUGCUCAAAAUAUUAACUACAAACUAUUAAAAUUUAUUAUUAUUAUUAUUUUAAAAUACAAUAUAAACAAAUUUGUAACAAGCAAAAUGUUAACGACAUAAUUUUUUUUUCUUCGUUAUAAUAAAUAGAAUAAAGUGUUAUAUAUGAACA
This is a messenger RNA of Cyprinus carpio (common carp), 1449 nucleotides long. Its product is annotated as phospholipid scramblase 1-like. Gene Ontology annotation, cellular component: plasma membrane. Gene Ontology annotation, biological process: plasma membrane phospholipid scrambling. Gene Ontology annotation, molecular function: phospholipid scramblase activity. NCBI's taxonomy places the organism in Eukaryota, Metazoa, Chordata, Actinopteri, Cypriniformes, Cyprinidae. The record is from RefSeq and is a predicted model, not a curated record.